Cordyceps fumosorosea ARSEF 2679 is the source of this 1011-nucleotide messenger RNA. Its product is annotated as Yap1 redox domain protein. Gene Ontology annotation, cellular component: RNA polymerase II transcription regulator complex. Gene Ontology annotation, molecular function: transcription cis-regulatory region binding; DNA-binding transcription activator activity, RNA polymerase II-specific. The transcript has 3 exons. The coding region runs from base 1 to 1011 and encodes 336 amino acids. Lineage: Eukaryota; Fungi; Ascomycota; Sordariomycetes; Hypocreales; Cordycipitaceae. The record is from RefSeq and is a predicted model, not a curated record.
AUGGACUUCUCCUCCCAGUAUCAGUAUGGCGCAUCUGCCGGCGCCGCCGCUACCGCCAACGGACAGCAGGUAUACGGUUUCCUGGGCCCGAUGCAACCCCUAACGCCCUCGCACUCCGCAUCUGCCGGCUCCGAGGACUUUGGGGGACACACAUCACCGCCCGAAGGGUUUGACGCCACCGCCCUCGCCGGCGACGACUUUUCCGGCUACGACUACGGCUCGACGGGCUUGACGCCGGGGAACCUGCACGGCGCCUUUCCCGGGCCGCCCACCCCUCCGAACCCGGCCGCCGGCGCGUUCGCCUCAGUAGCCCAGCAGCAGCCGCACGGCAUACACGUGCUGCCCGACCAUCAACAACACCAGCAGAAGCAGCACAGCCCAGACGACGGGCAGGGCGCAAGGGCAAACUCGGAUGAUGAGGAGCUGACGCCCGCGCAGUCGCGGCGCAAGGCCCAAAACCGAGCUGCGCAACGAGCGUUCCGCGAGCGCAAAGAGCGACACGUCAAGGACCUCGAGACCAAGCUUGCCGGGCUCGAGGCCGCCCAGCAGCAAGCAUCCGUCGAAAACGAGCAGCUGCGACGGGACCUCGCCAAGAUGUCCACCGAAAACGAGAUCCUCCGCGCCACCUCCAGCCUCCCCAACCAACACCAACAAUCACAUCACCACCAGUCCUCCGCCUCACCGCCGAUCGCGACGACCACCGGCCCGGCCGAGUACCACCCGACCGACUUUUACUCCAACGUCCUCCGUGGGCACGGCUCUGCCGACCAGCCGCCCUCGCACCGCGUCGUCGUCGGCGACGACGGCGCCCGCCUGUUCGCCGCCGGCGCCACGUGGGACUACAUCGUCUCGCACGAGCUCUUCCGCCGCGGGCUGGUCGACGUCGGCGGCGUCGCCGAGCGGCUUCGUAGCGCGGCCCGGUGCGACGGCCAGGGGCCCGUGUUCCCCGAGGCGGCCAUCCUGGCGGCCAUUGAGCAGAGCGUGGCCGGCGGGUCGGACGACUUGCUGUAG